GGAAAUAAAACCAUUGUCAAUGUAAAUGAGACACGCACAGCACGAGAGAGAGAGCGUAAGAAAGUGACGGGGGAGGGUUCCUACGUGCAGGAGAGUAGGGAAGGUGUGUGUUUUUUUUGUCGUGUGCAGUGAAGACAGAAAGUCAGUGCCAUGCCCCAGCAGUGAUGGACUCUCAAAAUUGCGCUGCGCUGGACAUCUCCACCAGGAACCCACAGGAGGACUUUGAGAUCCUUGUGCGAGUUGGUGGAGGAACCUAUGGGGAGGUUUACAAGGCACGGAACAAACAGAAUGGUGACUUUGCUGCCAUAAAGAUCAUCAAGAUGGAGCCAGAGGACGACUUCUCGGUGAUCCAGCAGGAGAUUGUCAUGGUGAAGAGUUGCAAGCACCGCAAUAUUGUGGCGUACUAUGGGAGCUACAUACGGGCCAAUAAGCUGUGGAUCUGUAUGGAGUACUGCGGCGGUGGCUCCUUACAAGAUAUCUACCAUGUGACGGGACCUCUGUCAGAGCUACAAAUUGCUUACGUGUGCAGAGAAAUGCUGAAGGGCCUGGACUACUUGCAUGGCCAGAAGAAGAUUCACAGAGACAUUAAGGGUGCCAAUAUUCUCCUAAAUGACCAAGGAGAGGUGAAACUUGCGGAUUUUGGGAUUUCGGCACAGAUCACAGCCACCUUCGCUCGCCGCAUGUCCUUCAUUGGAACGCCCUACUGGAUGGCACCAGAGGUCGCGGCAGUGGAGAUCAAGGGCGGGUACAAUGAGCUGUGCGACGUGUGGUCUGUGGGCAUCACAGCCAUUGAGCUGGCAGAGCUGCAGCCGCCCAUGUUUGACAUGCACCCGCUCAGGGUGCUGUUCCUCAUGUCGAAGAGUGGUUACCAGCCUCCAAAACUAAAGGACAAAUCCAAAUGGUCCCCUUUGUUCCACAACUUCAUAAAGACCAUGCUCAUCAGGAACCCCAAGAAGAGGCCGAGUUCCUCAAAAAUGCUUACCCACAUGUUUGUCACUCAGCCUGGGCUGAACCAGUCCCUGACAACGGACCUACUCGAGAAGCUCCAGCAUCCGGAGAAGCUGAAGGACUGCCUGCAGCCUGAAGAGGAGGAGAUGGAGGUGAUUCCUGGCUCCUUGAGGAGAAUUCACUCCACAAAUCGACACAACAAAGCUGAGCGCACCAACUCUGACAACAGCUGGCCACAGAUAUUCCCAAAAAGACCAACACAGCAAAACAGAGACUCCCUGGAGGGGACGGUAAGGGUAUCGAUGUGGCAGACAAGACAGAGGAGAACAGUAAACUCUACAAGCAGAGAGAGCAUGACUGACAGGACCUCUAACAGGACAGAAAGCACAGAUUCCGAUGACGAUUAUGAUGAUGUGGAAAUCCCUAGUAGUUACUCCAACUGUGAAACACUGCCAGCUGAUGAACUCCCACCCCCUCUUCCUCCUAAACCCAAGUUGCGCACUAGCUCAGAGGAGAGCAUUAGCGGAGAAGAAAGUCGAGGGAGAAGUGGGGGCUCACUUUAUGCACCUUCGCCCUUGGUGCGCUGCUCCAGUGGCACCCCGAGCCGCCCCGUCCCCCAUCCACGUUCAGUCCGCAACGUAAACUCCGACCCCACCUCAUUUGCUGGUCACAUUACUGACACCCCACCAGACCUACAGCCACCUGUCCUGCCACCCAAAAAGGACAGGAAGCUGCGGCAACCCCUUCAGGCCCCAGUUGAUUGCUCCAGUUCAGUGUUGAAAAAACCUCCAGUGUUCUUUAAGAAAGUGUUCCACGGAUGUCCUUUAAAGAUCAACUGCUCAACCAUCUGGGACCAUCCAACAACUAAAGACCAUCACCUCAUCUUUGGAGCGGAUGAAGGCAUUUUCAUUCUGAACUUGAAUGGAUCAGAAGCCACAAUGGAGCUGCUUUAUCCAGGGAGGUGUAGUUGGGUGUACACUAUCAACAAUGUCCUUAUGUCGAUAUCAGGCAAGGCCUCCCAACUACAUGCCCACUCACUGAAGGAGCUGUAUGAACAGAUGCGCAAGGAACAUCGUAUCGUGGCGCUGCCAACUCACAGACUUCUACCAAGGAAGUUUGCGAUAACUAGUAAGAUUCCCGACACCAAGGGCUGCAGGACAUGCUGUGUGGGUCAAAACAGUCAGCAAAGUUGCGUGUUCUUGUGCGGUGCUCUUGAGUCUAGCGUGGUCUUGCUACAGUGGUAUGAGCCCAUGCACAAGUUUAUGCUCAUCAAGCACUUUGACUUCCCACUGCCGAAUCCACUGCGUGUGUUUGAGAUGCUGGUAGUACCAGAUCAAGAGUACCCGCUGGUGUGCAUUGGGGUGACUAAAGGUCCUAAUGCCAGCCAACCUGUGCAGCUGGAGAACAUCAACCUGAACUCCAACACAUCUUGGUUCACAGAUACCGGAUCAGCGAACAUCAGUCCCGACAGAGUACAGGUGAAUCAGCUGGACUGCAGUACAUUACUGGUGCUCAUUGAGAAGUCAGUACAUAUUGUUGACCUGGAAGGUGCACCGAAAAGCCAGAGACGACUGCAGUCUGAGACAAACUUCUCCUUUGCUGUGGAGGCAGUGGUGUUUUUUGAGAACACCUUGUUAGUCAUGUGGCAACACGGAUGGCAGCGAAGAGGGGAGUGCUUCUCCGACAUCUUACAGGAGAUCAUAGACCCGAAGAAGACCUUCCGGCUGGUGGGAUCUGACAGGAUGGUUGUCAUGGAAACGCGGCAAUGCGAGGACCCAUCAGGACUCAGUAACCUACACAUUCUGGAAAUUGCAGAGACCUUUGUCCCAGCAACCUGAGCUUAAUUACGAGGACUGACAUAACUGAGACAGACGUCAUGAGCAGUGAAUGAUCCAUAGCAGCCAGAACCCAAUAUUGUGUUACAUCAGCACGCAUGCAACCUCCACUGCUGCGAUCAGCCCCUCUGAGAAGUCCUGCAGCAGGGUGUGGCUGAACAUGUUCUCUUUUGUUCCGAAGUUCCUUCAUUAUUUUUCUGCUGUGUUUCCACAGCGAAACACAGGAUGGACUGGUUGCUCAGACACACAGGGUAGCACAACCCCCAUGCUGAACUGAACAGAAUGAUCUACAUUACCAGACUUUCUUAAAACUACAUGCCAUGAACUCAAAUGAGUUUUAACAACGGUAAUAAAGAUUGAGUCUAGCGUGGUGUUGCUACCAGUUUAUCUAAAUUUUUUCGUAAUCUAUCCUUCUAUCUUCUAAAAUCAGAAACACCAUCACAUUCAAAUGCUGUUAUGUAAAUAAAGAAACUCUUUACUCCAGAGAGCCAUAAUUGCCUGCAUCCUCAAUAAUAAUGGGCUAUCCAGCAGCUAUCCAGGUAAGCGCAGACAUAUACACCCUGAAACAAAUGCUGACACAAGUAUCCAACAAAAUAAUAUGAAAUAUUACUGUCUCCCUCACACUGGAGUCUACUUGGGGGUCAUUCAAGAAAGCUUUUCAGAACCACCUGGGAUUCUACUGAGUAAAAAAAAAAUCCAAGGCUAGAUAGCUAUGUUAAACAAAAGAAAGCCACAAACUAAUGAAGUUGCAUCUUUAUUUUUUUUUCCUAAGAUUUUGCAGCAUUGUCAUUUGUGGUGUUUUCUCUGUUCUUCGGUCCAGUGUUGUAUAAAUUCCAAAAAUGCGGUGUGAGUAAAAGGAACGGCACCGCUGUUCAAUUUCACGUCAGGACAUUACCCGGUUUUCAUCAGAUUGUUAGCUGGAAAGGAAUAUCCACACCGUUCUCG
Messenger RNA from Scleropages formosus (Asian bonytongue), 3728 nucleotides. RefSeq names its product mitogen-activated protein kinase kinase kinase kinase 1 (gene map4k1). Gene Ontology annotation, molecular function: ATP binding; MAP kinase kinase kinase kinase activity. Gene Ontology annotation, cellular component: cytoplasm. Lineage: Eukaryota; Metazoa; Chordata; Actinopteri; Osteoglossiformes; Osteoglossidae. The record is from RefSeq and is a predicted model, not a curated record. The transcript is spliced from 32 exons. The coding region runs from base 165 to 2786 and encodes 873 amino acids. Gene Ontology annotation, biological process: intracellular signal transduction; protein phosphorylation.